CUGCGCGAUGACGUGGGCGGGCGUGCGCGGUGACGGCCCGCGUCCCUGUUACUCAGCGGAGCGGCCGAGGCCGGACGACGCGGUCCGGAGUGCGGAGCCGCGAGCAGCGCUGCGUAACGGCCGCUGCGACCGCCCGGACGGCGCCGGCUCCCACCUUGGCUUUUCCCGUCUCCGUUCGUCGCGCUGCCCGCUUCUUGGUGAACUUUUGGAUGAAGCCAUUACGUUAAUCGCUGCCAUCAUGAGCAGAAGCAAACGUGACAGCAAUUUUUAUAGUGUAGAGAUUGGAGAUUCUACAUUUACAGUCCUGAAACGUUAUCAGAAUUUAAAACCUAUUGGCUCAGGAGCUCAAGGAAUAGUAUGUGCAGCUUAUGAUGCCAUUCUUGAAAGAAAUGUUGCAAUCAAGAAGCUGAGUCGGCCAUUUCAGAAUCAGACUCAUGCUAAGCGGGCUUACAGAGAACUAGUUCUUAUGAAAUGUGUUAAUCACAAAAAUAUAAUUGGCCUUUUGAAUGUUUUCACCCCACAGAAAUCCCUUGAAGAAUUUCAAGAUGUUUACAUAGUCAUGGAGCUCAUGGAUGCAAAUCUUUGCCAAGUGAUUCAGAUGGAACUAGAUCAUGAAAGAAUGUCCUACCUUCUCUAUCAGAUGCUGUGUGGAAUCAAGCACCUUCACUCUGCUGGCAUUAUUCAUCGGGACUUAAAGCCUAGUAAUAUAGUAGUAAAAUCAGACUGCACUUUGAAGAUUCUUGACUUUGGACUGGCCCGGACUGCAGGAACUAGUUUUAUGAUGACACCUUACGUAGUGACUCGCUACUACAGAGCACCAGAGGUCAUCCUAGGGAUGGGCUACAAAGAAAACGUGGAUUUAUGGUCUGUGGGGUGCAUUAUGGGAGAAAUGGUUUGCCACAAAAUCCUCUUUCCAGGAAGGGACUAUAUUGAUCAGUGGAAUAAAGUCAUUGAACAGCUUGGAACACCAUGUCCUGAAUUCAUGAAGAAAUUGCAGCCAACAGUAAGGACAUAUGUUGAGAACAGACCUAAAUAUGCUGGAUAUAGUUUUGAGAAACUCUUCCCUGAUGUGCUUUUCCCAGCUGACUCGGAACACAACAAACUUAAAGCCAGUCAGGCAAGGGAUUUGUUAUCCAAAAUGCUGGUGAUUGAUGCAUCUAAAAGGAUCUCUGUAGAUGAAGCUCUUCAGCACCCAUAUAUCAAUGUCUGGUAUGAUCCUUCUGAAGCAGAAGCUCCACCACCAAAGAUACCUGACAAACAGUUAGAUGAAAGAGAACACACAAUAGAAGAAUGGAAAGAAUUGAUAUACAAGGAAGUUAUGGAUUUGGAGGAGAGAACCAAGAAUGGAGUUAUACGCGGGCAACCUUCUCCUUUAGCACAGGUGCAGCAGUGAUCAAUGGCUCUCAGCAUCCAUCAUCAUCAUCGUCUGUCAAUGAUGUGUCUUCAAUGUCAACAGAUCCGACUUUGGCUUCGGAUACAGACAGCAGUCUAGAAGCAUCAGCUGGACCUCUGGGCUGCUGUAGAUGACUACUUGGGCCUGGGGCGGGGAGGUGGGGGUUGGGGGGGGAGUCAUUUAGUCAUUGAUAGAACUACUUUGAAAACAAUUCAGUGGUCUUAUUUUUGAGUGAUUUUUCAAAAAUGUAGAAUUCAUUUUGUAGUAAAGUAGUUUAUUUUUUUUAAUUUCAAGUGAUGUAAUUUAAAACUUAAGUUGUUUUAAAACAGCAACUAUUGUAUUUUUGCUGUAAUUAACUGUAUAAUGUAAACCUAAUUAUUUUAUCAUGUUUUAAAAUUUUUGCAUAUUUGCUUUAUCUUAUGCUGCUGAUUUUUUUUUUACUGAAUUUGUAAGAUUUUUGUUUAUCAAAACAACUGUUAUGUGGUGACUUGCCUAUAUCAUGAAUUAUUUAAGAUUUUUAUAGUUUUUUUUAUUAGAAUUUAUUUCAGAUUUUUUUUUUUCAUGAUGCUGUCCUUCAGGGUCAUGUGCUUGUAUCAGUGAAACUACCCCAGAGGAGUGGUGGAAAAUAACUUGUAUCCAGUUAUAUUCAGGAAGAACUACUGUAAAUGAUGAACGUGGUUUUUUUUCUUUUUUCUUUUUUUUUAAAAAACUAUAUUUGCUACCUGCCAAUCUUAACAUAAUUUUAAUAAUUGGUAGGUAAUCCUCCAUGAAUUUUGGCAAAAAUAAAGUGGCAGAAUAAUUCAUAAUAUGUCUUUGAAUAUGCCAGGUACCUGCCUCCACCCUUCUUUCCCCCCACCUCACCUGACAGAAGUAAAGUAAAAAGAAUGUGGUGUUUUCUGCAAAUUUGUGGCAUGCUCAAAGCUUACGAUCACACAAAGGCAAGAGGAUACUUCAUGAAUAACACAUUUCAAUGCAAAUAAACAGAUGGUUCACCCCUACUAGCUAUGAGCCUGUUUUUGUAUACACUGAGCUAAUCUCAGGCUGUAGGUCCCAGCAGUGGUCCAGAGUUUGGUCUUCUCAUUUCCUGCAGCCACAGACCUUUCCUCCUUUUUGAUUCCCCUGUUACAUGUCAGUCAGUGGAGCUCAGCAGUUCUCACAGCGUUUCUGGCCAUUUGACUCUACCUGUAUACCAUAGUCAUACUUUAUACUUGCUAUUGCAAGGUCCCAAAGCCUACUUACUUCUGGAGGUGACAUAUCAAAUGAGCAAUAUACCGUUCAUCUGAAAAUAGUAGCAUACAGCCAUAUAUAGGAUAUCAUUGUCUAAGGACUGUUUCUUCACACUGAGCAGAGCAGGCAUAAUGGUGAUUAUUUCUGUCUGAGUCUUUGAUUUUAUUUUUUUUAAUACCUGAUUUUCAAUAAAACAUGCAGUGUGGUUGUUGAGUAGUGUAAGAAUGGUGCUGCUCCUGACAAGUGUACGGUGACUGUUUACAUUUUAUAUUGGAAGAAUUAUUUCUCUAUAACUGAAUUUUUCUUAAGUAAAGUGUCAUUGACGUCUCAUUCUCUCUGAAACACAUUGUCUGUAAUGCUUCAUGCUCCUUUUGUUAUUUUUGGAACAAGAGGGAUUUCAUGUAGUAAACUGGGAAAUGGAUAUUUACAGAAGCCACGAGGCUCUAGGCAGAAGCCCAUUGGAAUUAAUGACUAACAGGAGCAAGAACUGGUACAGCUCAGCAAGCAUUGUCUAAAAGUCACUUGGCAAGCUAUUAUAUUUUGUACAAAAUUCCUUUUGAGUAAGAUCUUUUAUUAAGGUCAUUGUUAUUGUGCAAUAUCUAGAAUUGUAAUAUGCCUUUUUAUAUAUUUUGAAUAUCAAGUUUUUCAUGGUUAGUCAUGAUUUCCAUCUUUUUUUUUUUUUGUCCUUUUUCUAUUCAUACAACAUGGUGCACUAAUUUUAUUUGACAGACUAAUUUUAUCUGACAGAUUCGUUUUGAGAGCAAAGCACCUUUUGAAUUACAGAAACAGGAUUGGACUUAAGAUUUCAGUAAGAAUUUGGGCAUAAGUGUGUUCUUAGUUGAUAUCAGCUUUAUUUUUUCUAGGAUAGAUUAUUUCACUAUUGCACUUUAACAGCUGACAUAUUGUCAAAAAUUCCCCAUGUUUUAUGUUUGGUUGCUGACAAGCCAUCUAUGUUGUUACAAAUUUCGGUUGAGCAAGGAAAGCCAGGUGUAACUGUCAUUUGUUGUUGAUGCUUCCACUUGCCAGCCAACAUGUUUUAGUUAUUUAAGAAACUAUAAAUUCUUAUUAGUUAAUGUAGACUUAAAUCUUAGAUUAUAUUCUGAAAACAAAGUCUGUUAAUGUUAUGUGUCAUAGGUUUUAAAAUGUAUUAUCUAAAUACAACUUUCCCUCUUAAAUCUGUGAAGCUAAAGAUGUACUGGUUCUUUUUAUUCUAGAAGCUUUUUGAUUCUCUGUAGCAUUUUAAACAUUUGUGGGUUAUUUUUAAUAGAAAUUAUAAAUAAGAUUUCUGUGUAGCAAUGCUUAGAUAAAACCACCUGGCUUAUCUUGCAACUUACUUAAUUUACCCAUCAUAUUCCUGCCAGAAAGUUAUUUUGGCCAAGAUUAAUUUUUUUGACUUUAUAGGUUAGGAAACAGACACUAAACUCUUUCAACAUAUAUUUUCUUGGCUACUACAGUUCUAGCACCCUUUUUGCAAUUAAGCAUUUGGGAUCACUUUUUACAAAAUACAUAAACGGAGUAUCUCAACUCUUAAAUACUGUUUGCCUAGCAGUUCUCAUUUCAUCAUACACCUUUGGCUGCUUUUUUUAUUGUUCGGGUGUGCACUCUUCCAAGUUAGUAAAGGUGCAGUGCAUUCACGUCAGGUUUCCCAAGACAAAUGCCAAUCUCUUAAUGAGAAGACAAUACCAAAGAGCCUCUUGAAGUUAACAGUACAGAGAAGCUCAAUUGUUUGCAAAGCAACAAACUUUCCUAUAUGCCUUCCUUUUUGUUACUCCCUUCCUCACUAACCCUGCUGCGCUGUCUAAAAAGAAGUAAAUAAAUAAAGGAGAAGGAGACACUGCUGUCUAAUCACUGAAGGCAGCAGGAGGCAAAGGGAAGCUGUUUCGAAGUUAUAGAAGAGACUUCCUUAGACUCUUGGCCAGUAUGUGCUACACAUUUGAAGACUUAACCACUUGCUGUCGCUUGGGUGUAAGUAAGCCUACACGAUAAUCUGAGGUAAAAACAUAGUCCGGUUUCAAAUAUACUGUUGUAAUAGUUAGUUUGUGAAUGAAUGUUGUCCAUGAGUCACACCUUAGCUGUAGAGUGGAUGCAUGAAGCCCCAUGACCCCAGUGAACUUCUCUUACCAGUAGAAAAAGCCCAUCACCACUGUUGUGUCAUUAGCAGCCCUCUUAAAUGUCGCCUCAUCAUAACCUGUACAUUUUAGUAUAAAUUGUGUUUCUGUUGAUCUCUCUUAGUUUUUUUCCCCCUUAAUAUCAAGAAAGGUGAAGAGGUAAAGGGCAUUGAAGCAGAAAUGUCUAGUUUGGGGUAUGAUUAGUAAAUUCAUAAGGGAAACUAAUUUCAAACCAACUGCUCUUAGUUAAGUGCUCUUAAGGAGAGUUUAGUAAGAGUAACUAUUUCUGGUUUAGAUUCUGUUAUUGAAACUUUUGAGAAAUAUUAACCUGUGGAUUAGUUUUGCACAAUGUUCUCACAAUAACAAAUUAAUCUAGGUUGUUAUUGAACUACCUCACACUAAUUUUCUAUGCUUUCCCAAGUAAGUGAUUGCCCUUACUGUUAAAUCUUUACUGAGUGUGAAGUAUGUGUGUUAAAUACUUUAUAGCCAGUGUCAACACAAUACCAGUAAGUAUGUACAAUAUAUACCUUGCAUCAGUAAGAGAGAUUCAUGUGUAAACUCUUUCACUGUGUAUCUUAGAAAAUUGUGCUAGAUGUGCUUGUUGAACAUUACUAUUGUCUGUUUCUUGUAAGUAGAAACCUGCUCGUGAUAUCAGUCCAUUCUUUACAUUUUACAAAAGGAAUAAAUCUUAAGAAAUUUUACGAAGAAAUAAAUUACUUUUGUAGGCCCGAUAUUUGGUAUAUUUUUGAGAAGCUCUUAAUCUUUUAGCCGAGUGAUGAAGUUAAACUAAACUUGCUGUCUAUCAGGACUGUGAUAGCUAUUUUCUCAUUACAGAUUAUCCUGUGUAGUGGGUUUUAAAACCUGAAAAUCUUAAGUAUGAUAAUGGACAUUUGCUUUUUCUCCCUAUAUGAUGUCAUUCCUUCUUUGUUUCUCUCCUUGCCAUGUUAACACUCCUCCCCCUCCUAGACAAAAUAAAAAUGGGGCACUCUGUAGGGAA
This is a messenger RNA of Erinaceus europaeus (western European hedgehog), 5725 nucleotides long. It is a transcript of the gene MAPK8, whose product is annotated as mitogen-activated protein kinase 8. The transcript has 12 exons. The record is from RefSeq and is a predicted model, not a curated record. Gene Ontology annotation, biological process: JNK cascade; protein phosphorylation. Gene Ontology annotation, cellular component: nucleus; cytoplasm. The coding region runs from base 8 to 1393 and encodes 461 amino acids. NCBI's taxonomy places the organism in Eukaryota, Metazoa, Chordata, Mammalia, Eulipotyphla, Erinaceidae. Gene Ontology annotation, molecular function: JUN kinase activity; ATP binding.